AUUACAUCUAGUUUUUUUUGAUCGAUCUCCUUCUAUAUAUAACAUUAUGGGAUGUUUCACUUCUUAUCCAAGUCAUCUCUUCAGAAUUGUUGCAGCAAAUUAAGAUGAAUUCUAAGUUGCUGCUUGUUUUGUUUUUUGGUGCCCUAGUUUGCAGCAUUUCUGCUAGGAAACUUGUUACUCAAAAUGGUUCUUUUCAGGAGGAGAAGAACUUGUUUCAUCGCCCUGGACUUGGGGGUGGCCUUGGUGGUGGCGCAGGAGGUGGAGGAGGCUUAGGUGGUGGUGGUGGGCUUGGUGGAGGAGCAGGUGGUGGUGGAGGACUUGGUGGGGGAGCAGGUGGUGGACUAGGUGGUGGAGGUGGACUUGGAGGUGGAGCAGGCGGUGGACUUGGAGGUGGAGCAGGUGGAGGAGCAGGAGGUGGACUUGGUGGAGGAGCUGGUGGUGGAGGUGGACUUGGAGGUGGAGCAGGUGGUGGAGGUGGACUUGGCGGUGGAGCAGGUGGGGGAAGUGGACUUGGUGGUGGACUAGGCGGUGGAGGUGGACUUGGUGGUGGAGGUGGAGCAGGCGGUGGAGGAGGACUUGGAGGAGGUAAAGGUGGUGGAGCUGGAUUUGGAGGAGGUGCAGGUGGUGGAUCUGGAGGUGGUCUUGGUGGGGGUGCUGGAGGUGGCGGUGGAUUCGGUGGUGGAGGUGGAGCUGGUGGAGGAGUAGGCGGAGGAUCUGGUUUUGGUGGUGGAUCAGGAUUUGGAGGUGGAGCUGGGGGUGGAGCUGGAGGUGGAGCUGGAGGAGGAGGAGGAUUUGGAGGCGGUGGUGGUGGUGGACUAGGUGGUGGAUCUGGUGGAGGAUUUGGUGCUGGUGGAGGUUCCGGCGGUGGAAUUGGAGCCGGAUUGCCUUGAAGAUACAGAAAAUGCAGCUAUCCAAUAUUUAUUACCAAAGAUUAAUCUAAGUAUACCCUUACAUUGUAUCACGAGAAUAUUAUUAUAUAUUGUGUAUUUACGGAAUUGUUAAGGCUUCCUUUUCAUUGUUCCACAAAUGUGAUCUUUGUUUGUUGCUCAUUUUCUAAAUGUUAACGGAAAAAUUAGUAAUAA
Molecule: messenger RNA, 1082 nt
Organism: Mercurialis annua (annual mercury)
Lineage: Eukaryota; Viridiplantae; Streptophyta; Magnoliopsida; Malpighiales; Euphorbiaceae
Product: glycine-rich cell wall structural protein-like
Exons: 1
Coding region: 105-890 (261 amino acids)
Source: RefSeq, a predicted model, not a curated record